UUCUGAUGAUUGCUUAGGUUGUUCAUUGCUAAUCAAGAGGAUGUUAUGAAAUGUGAGUCAGACAGCCUCUAGCUUUCUGGAAGUGCAAGGGCUCUAUAUAUAAGGAGGGAGCUUCCUACUUGAGGUAUUGGAGCUGCAGGAGGUAGGGAGGCAUCAGAUUCCUUUCGCCAAGAAGGAAGACAGAAGCCAGCAUGCCCAGCCUUCCUCUGCUGCUGCUGCUACUCUGGGGCGUGGGGUCUCAUGGCUUCCCAACAGUGCCUUCAGAAACAGAAGAGCAAGAUGCAGAGAUUGUCCAGAAAUACCUGGAAAACUACUACAACCUGAAGAGUGAUGGCAAGCAAAUUGAAAAGAAGAGACACGGUAGCAACCCAGUGGUGGAAAAACUGAAGCAAAUGCAGGAAUUCUUUGGGCUGAAAGUAUCUGGGAAGCCAGAUGCUGAAACCCUGAAGGUGAUGAAGCAGCCCAGAUGUGGGGUGCCCGACGUAGCUCAGUUUGCCAUCACUGAAGGGAACCCUCGAUGGAAGAACACACACCUGACCUACAGGAUUGAAAAUUACACACCAGAUUUACCAAGAGCAGAUGUGGACCAGGCCAUCGAAAAAGCCUUUCAACUCUGGAGUAAUGUCUCGCCCCUGACCUUCAGCAAGGUCUUCGAGGGUCAAGCGGACAUAAUGAUAUCCUUUGUCAGGGGAGAUCACCAUGACAAUUCUCCCUUUGAUGGACCUGGAGGAAACCUUGCUCAUGCUUUUCAACCAGGCCCAGGUAUUGGAGGGGAUGCUCAUUUUGAUGACGAUGAAACGUGGACCAGCAAUUUCAGAAAUUACAACCUGUAUCGCGUUGCGGCUCAUGAAUUGGGCCAUUCCCUUGGACUUGCUCAUUCUACUGAUAUUGGGGCUUUGAUGUACCCCAGCUACACCUUCAGUGGUGAUGUUCAGCUAGCUCAGGAUGACAUCAACGGCAUCCAGGCCAUAUACGGACCUUCCCAAAAUCCCAUCCAGCCAACUGGCCCACAGACCCCACAGGUGUGUGAUAAUAAGCUGACCUUUGAUGCUAUAACUACGAUUCGGGGAGAAGUGAUGUUCUUUAAAGACAGGUUCUACAUGCGCACAAAUCCUUUCUACCCAGAAGUUGAGCUCAAUUUCAUUUCUCUUUUCUGGCCACAACUGCCAAAUGGACUCCAAGCUGCUUAUGAGGUUGCUGAUAGAGAUGAAGUCCGGUUUUUUAAAGGUAAUAAGUACUGGGUUGUUAAGGGUCAAGCCAUGCUCUACGGAUACCCCAAGGACAUCCACAGAUCCUUUGGCUUCCCUAGAACUGUGAAGAAUAUUGAUGCUGCUGUUUCUGAGGAAGAUACUCGGAAAACAUACUUCUUUGUUGCUAACGAGUGCUGGAGGUAUGAUGAAUAUAAACGAUCCAUGGAUGCAGGUUAUCCCAAAAUGAUAGCAGAUGAAUUUCCUGGAAUUGGUGACAAAGUUGAUGCUGUUUUCCAGAAAGAUGGAUUUUUUUAUUUCUUUCACGGAACGAGGCAAUACAAAUUUGAUCCUAAAACUAAGAGAAUUUUGACUCUCCAGAAAGCUAAUAGCUGGUUCAACUGCAGAAAAAAUUGAUCAACUGUUACAAAGUUGAACAGAAAAAUAUAUUUUGAGAACCCAAGGAAGGUGUUUUCCUGAAGAGCCAUAUAUUUAAAUACAAUACAGAGCUAUUAAAUAUAAUCUUUUUUAUAUCUCAUUCUGAAAAUAUUUUUUAUGAUUUAGAAUGUAAUAUUUUAUAUACUGCUAUAAUUUAGUUACACCAAUGAAGGCUAAAGAAGGUCAAAUUCAUAGAUUAUGGAUUCAGUUUUGCAAUAAGAAAAGCUCUUUUCCAAAGUAUAACAUUCUGAUAUUGAUACCGGAGAGCAGCCUCAGCGAUGAACACCUCUCAAGACAGCAAGAGACAAGAGAUAUGAGUCUUCACCAGAGGAAAAGCAGUUCAAGAAUAUAUAAGCAGCCACUAAUAUCAUCCUUAUAUGCAAGGGACAACUUUUGUUACAGAAAAUAAAAUGUUUUAUAUUUGGAAUAAAGUCAUCCUUGUCUUUACU
Messenger RNA from Ceratotherium simum simum (southern white rhinoceros), 2074 nucleotides. RefSeq names its product interstitial collagenase. Gene Ontology annotation, molecular function: zinc ion binding; metalloendopeptidase activity. Gene Ontology annotation, biological process: proteolysis; extracellular matrix organization; collagen catabolic process. The record is from RefSeq and is a predicted model, not a curated record. NCBI's taxonomy places the organism in Eukaryota, Metazoa, Chordata, Mammalia, Perissodactyla, Rhinocerotidae. Gene Ontology annotation, cellular component: extracellular matrix.